AUGUAUGAAACGCGUCGCAGGUUCCGCUGGCGGCUUAACUUCAUCCGCCUGGCCUUCCGCUUCAACGCCGCUGACGGCCUGUUUCUCACAUUCCAGCAAUGGCUCUUCCAAAUUGGAGAUGUCGACCGCAUCAGAGCCAACGCCAAGAAGCUGGCGGCUAUGGACGAAGCUGCCAGCGCCAAGAACAAGGACAAGGUAAAAAAAGAAGACAGGAAAGCUGCCAGCGGCAAGAACAAGGACAUCAAGAUAAAGAAAGAAGACAGGAGGAGCCAAGAUAUGGACACAGUGACAAGAAAUAAGCAGCAGAAUCGGUCAUCUUUUCGGAGCAGCAACGAAGUGGGCAAGCAGAGAGCAGUCCAAAACGCUGUGGCUGAUGUGAUCCAGCCCAAGGCGACGGCAGCGACUCACCAGCAGCGACUUGAAGCGUACGACUCCGACGACUGGCAACAGUACGAUAUCCCUGACAGAGCCACUGGCGAGAGCAUGCCGCUAGCGGACGAGGCCGUUGCUUUGCAAGAGAGUGCGGGACUGUUGUCGGCCACGCCAAAGGACACAGCGCACCAGCAGGACGCACAACCUGAGGAGCUACGGCUGCCGACGGAGGACAUGGAGGACUUGCCGGCAGAGGAGCGUGUGCCGGCGGAGGACGGCAUCUCGGCAGGGGAGGAGGAGGCGGAGGAGGAAGAAGAGUCCGCGGAAGGCACAGGGGUUGGCGAGGAGGUGGAGGAGGAGGAGGAGGAGGAGGAUCUUCUCCCCACAGGCGAAACCCCGGACGAAUGGUUCAAUCGUAUCGUGGAAGAGUCCGAGGAGACAGCACGACGUGCGCUGGGCCGGAUUCCCCUGGAGUCUUCGACAGAGGGCUUGACCGGUUGUUGUAAUAAGCGGGAUCGACCACAACCGCCGCACACCGAUGGCCCUGCUAGCUAUAUCCGCCGGGCCAUCAGCAUGGCAUCGCCCUUCCGUCACAUCAUACAUGCACGAUCAUCUAAGGCGGCCCGAGUGGCUCGUGCGAUCGACGACCGACCGGUGGUUAACGUUCCUCAGAAGCCGGGUCCGACCACCAGACGAAGGAAGGUGUUUUCCCCUUGCAUGCGGGUAGCUCACACGCAGAAGCCGUCCUGGACUUCCAGCAUUCCGGGCAGAGUCACUGGUGACCAAGGUGUUGAGAAAGCGAUGCGGACCUUCGGUCUCUCUGACCGGGCUUACCACUGCAAGCAAAUGAGUACAGACGUUAAACUGACGAGCAACGAUAUGGAACGCUUAUUACAAGUGCCCUACAGCUAUUACCUGGACGGCCUCGCCUUCCCGGCUGGAUAG
This is a messenger RNA of Volvox carteri f. nagariensis, 1317 nucleotides long. RefSeq lists its product as uncharacterized. The record is from RefSeq and is a predicted model, not a curated record. The coding region runs from base 1 to 1317 and encodes 438 amino acids. NCBI's taxonomy places the organism in Eukaryota, Viridiplantae, Chlorophyta, Chlorophyceae, Chlamydomonadales, Volvocaceae. The transcript has 7 exons.